This is a messenger RNA of Lethenteron reissneri (Far Eastern brook lamprey), 6682 nucleotides long. RefSeq names its product potassium voltage-gated channel subfamily H member 6-like. Gene Ontology annotation, cellular component: plasma membrane. The record is from RefSeq and is a predicted model, not a curated record. Gene Ontology annotation, molecular function: inward rectifier potassium channel activity. Gene Ontology annotation, biological process: potassium ion transmembrane transport; regulation of membrane potential. Lineage: Eukaryota; Metazoa; Chordata; Hyperoartia; Petromyzontiformes; Petromyzontidae.
CUCCUCGCAUCAACGCCGCAUGGGUGGUGGUGUUGUGAACCGCGUGUCUGUCUGUUGUGAGCUAGCACGGUCUUGCGAUAUCUUUCUACACAGCAGCAGCAGCAGCAGCUGCUGUGAUCCUCCCCCCGUCUCCCCCAACGUGACUCCUCGCCCCUUCUCGCCGCUGCGCUCGUGAACGCGGCUGGUGGCCGCCUGCUUGCGACGCCGAGAGGAACCAGAGUCAGCGCUCGCAACGUGAAACCACCGCGCGGCGCCCGUGGCGGUAGGCAAAGUGGAGCCCGCACCAAAGGGGCGGGGGGGGGAAGACGGAAAUGGCGUUUGCCUCUAACGAGAGGAACCCCCCCGCUGGGGGCGGAGGCUGCGAGGCUGAGCGAGCCGAGCCCGUUCGGGGCGCGCAGAUGUCGGCCGCGCAGUCUCGCGGUCCGGAGCGAAGCUCUGCGCCCUCGACUCCCGCUCGCCCGUGAUGACUUCAUCCGGCGCGCAUAGCGCGUCCGUGCCAGCCUAUCACCACCAUCACCACGAUUACUCCUAUCACCACCACUAUUACUACUAUCACCACCACCACCACCAUCAUCAUCAUCACUGUCGUCAAGCCCUGAUGAGUAACAGGCGCGGAUAAAACACCGGCCGUAGUCGUCUUUUAAGAGCAACAGCGUCAGUAGCAGUAGCAGCAGCAGCGCGCGUGUGUUUCGCGAGUUUAUGUUCGAGGGAAAGGGGGUGAAUGAACAAUAGCAGCUGACACAACCACAACAUCAAGCGCCACAACAAGACGUGUAAUUGGCUGGACGCGCGCCUAGUUUAUCCCUCCUCGCCGCUCUCUCGCUCUCGCGCGCUCUGGUUAAGUUGAUUCAUUAUUUCCACGACCGCCGUUCGAGGAAGAGAAAGGAGACGACCACAGUUCGUGUGCAAGAUGCCCGUGCGGCGGGGCCACGUGGCGCUGCAGAACACCUUCCUGGAGACCAUCAUCCGCCGAUUCGAAGCGCAGAACCGCCGGUUCGUGAUCGCCAACGCGCGCGCCGAGAACUGCGCCAUCAUCUACUGCAACGAUGGCUUCUGCGAGCUGUGCGGCUUCUCGCGCGCCGAGGUGAUGCAGCGCGCCGGCACCUGCGACUUCCUGCACGGCGCCGACACGCGGCGCCACGCCGUGGCCCAGGUGGCGCGCUCCCUCCUCGCCGCCGAGGAGCGCAAGGUGGAGCUGCACUACUACCGCAAGGACGGAUCGUGCUUCCUGGGCGCGACGCACAUCAUCCCCGUGAAGAACGAGGAGGGCGAUGUUGUCGUCUUCAUCCUCGACUUCGAGGAGGUGUGCGAUGCCGAGAGCCCGGAGCUGGAGAGCCGGAACCAGCGCGCCAUGGGCUGGGCCAAGUUCCCUACGUAUUCUGGGCUGCCCUUCCGGCUGGGGCUCCCGUCCCUCCGCGCGCUCUCCGGCAGCCGGCGCUCGCUGUCCCGCCGCGACCCCGAGGCCGCGGUCGCUUCGGCCCUGAGCGGCGGCGGCGGCGGCGGCGGCGGGGAGAGCCCCGAGUCGAUGGCCAUGGUGGCGAGCGUCAGCCGCCACCGCUGCUCCGGCAAGGGCUCGGACGCCGAUGUCACCACGCCGCUCAACCUCAGCCCGGACGCCGUACCCACGCCCGGCGGACGGAAGACGGCGGCGGCGGCGGCCGCGGGAGAGGAGUCCGGGUCGCAGGCCGAGAUGGAGGUGGGGCCCUAUCCGUUCCUCCGCUGGAACCGCGACCGCCUCGCCGUGGGCCAUCCCCUCAGGGGCUCCAGCUCCAGCCUCACGCGCUCCAGGUCACGCGAGAGCGUGCGGAGUUUACGACGAGCUUCCUCCGUCGACGACGUGGAAAUUGGGGCGUGGGGCGACAGGGUCAAACGGAGCUUCCACACCCGCCACUCCAGCUCCGUGGGGGCGGCGGAGGGCGGCACGGGCAACCACGUGAAGCCGCCGCUGCUCAACUCGACGUCCGACUCGGACCUGAUGCGCUACCGGGCGCUGAGCAAACUCCCGCAGCUCACGCUCAACUUGGCCGAGCUGCACACGGGCGCCUCGCCCGUGUCGCCGCCCACCUCGGAGCGCCGCCUCAUCGCCCCGCGCGUCAAGGAGCGAACGCAGAACGUCACCGAGAAGGUCACCCAGCGACAUGCGAAGAGCGAAACCGCCUUUCCCAUUGUGGAGCUUCCAGUCACGGCACUAGACUCGACGCUGCAGCAGGUCCUCUCUCUGGGAGCUGACGUCCUUCCCGAGUACAAACUUCAAGCCCCACGCAUCCAGAAAUGGACCAUCCUCCACUACAGCCCCUUCAAGGCCAUGUGGGACUGGCUCAUCCUGCUGCUCGUCAUCUACACCGCCGUCUUCACGCCUUUCUCUGCCGCCUUCUUGCUCAACGACCCGCAGGUCGACCGGCAGCGGCAGGGCUGCGCCUACGCCUGCGACCCCCUGAGCAUCGUGGACCUGCUCGUGGACAUCAUGUUCAUCGUGGACAUCCUCAUCAACUUCCGGACGACGUACGUCGACGACAACGACGAGGUGGUGAGCCACCCGGGCAAGAUCGCCAUCCACUACUUCAAGGGCUGGUUCCUCAUUGACAUGGUGGCGGCCAUCCCCUUCGACCUGCUCAUCUUUGGCUCAGGCUCCAAUGAGACGACGAUCCUCAUCGGGCUGCUGAAGACGGCGCGACUGCUGCGGCUGGUGCGCGUCGCGCGCAAGCUGGACCGCUACUCGGAGUACGGCGCCGCCGUGCUCAUCCUACUCAUGUGCACGUUCGCGCUCAUCGCUCACUGGCUCGCGUGCAUCUGGUACGCCAUCGGCAACGUGGAGCGCACCUACACCAUGGAGCAGAUCGGCUGGCUCUACGCGCUCGGCAAGCAGAUCAACAGGCCGUACAACGCGACGGACCCGGCGGCCGGCCCGUCGGUGAAGGACCGCUACGUGACGGCGCUCUACUUCACCUUCAGCAGCCUCACAAGCGUCGGCUUCGGCAACGUGUCACCCAACACCAACUCGGAGAAGAUCUUCUCCAUCUGCGUCAUGCUCAUCGGAUCGCUGAUGUACGCCAGCAUCUUCGGCAACGUAUCGGCCAUCAUCCAGCGGCUGUACACCGGCACGGCGCGCUACCACACGCAGAUGCUGCGCGUCAAGGAGUUCAUCCGCUUCCACCAGAUCCCCAACCCCCUGCGGCAGCGCCUCGAGGAGUACUUCCAGCACGCGUGGUCCUACACCAACGGCAUCGACAUGAACAUGGUGCUCAAGGGCUUCCCGGACUGCCUGCAGGCCGACAUCUGCCUGCAUCUCAACCGGACGCUUCUGGAAAACUGUAGGGCCUUUAAGGGCGCCAGCAAGGGCUGCCUGCGUGCCCUCGCGCUCAAGUUCAAGACGACGCACGCACCCCCCGGCGACACGCUGGUGCACGCAGGGGACGUCCUGCGAGCGCUCUACUUCAUCUCACGCGGCUCCAUCGAGAUCAUGCGGGAGGACAUCGUCGUCGCUAUCCUCGGCAAGAACGACAUCUUCGGCGAGCCGCUGGAUGUGUGCAGCAAACCCGGCAAGUCCAACGCGGACGUGCGGGCGCUCACGUACUGCGACCUCCACAAGAUCCUGCGUGAGGACCUGUGCGAGGUGCUGGAGAUGUACCCCGAGUUCUCCGAGUGCUUCUGGCGCAACCUGGAGAUCACCUUCAACCUGCGCGACGUGGACAUGAUCCCCGACUCUUCCAGCGAGGACUCGGGCGGCAGCGGGGAGGGCGCGGCGUCACGGCGAAGGAGACGGCGGCCGUCGCUGUGGAACAAAGUCGGCCUCGGGAAACAAAAGAAGCGGAUCGAGGAUGACGAUAGCGACGUGACAUCGCGGACGGACGGCCAGACGCGGAACUGUAACCACCGGCCCAAAGCGCAGCAGGCCCGGGGGAAGCGCACGGAGGUCGGGGACGUGAGCUUCUCCUCGCCUGGGUCGAGCAGCCGGGCGCAGAGGGUGGCGCGGGCGUCCACGCAGCUCCUGGAGCUGUCGCCGUCGCCCAAGACGGGCACCGUCAACGGCAACGCAGACGGCUUCUCGACGCCCGCCAGCAAGGACCCCUUCUCCAGCGGGGCCAUCUCGGGCAGCCGCUGCAACCUCCUUGCCGAUGUCCCGGAGGUUUACAACUUCUGGGCGACCGGCGGAGCGGAUCUUGGGGAGAAGCGGACUGGGCUGUUGGACACGGAGACUGGAGCGGAUUUACGGAUCGGACUGCUGCCUAUAGAGGACCGGAUCGAGCUCCUGCAGACGCACAUCAACAGGCUGGAGUCUCGCAUCGCCACCGACUUCGGCUCCAUCAUCCAGCUGCUGCAGCGGCGCGUGGCUCCGGUGCCCCCCGCCUACAGCCCCACGUCGCCGGGGCCCAGGCCGCCGUCCCCCGACUCCCCCGCCUCCUCCCCUCCCCCUGCCCCUCCGCCGCCCCCCGCUAGGGCCCCGCCGCACCCCCUGGAUCUCCCGGCGGAUGGUGCCUGGAGCCCAGGCUCCGUCGCCGCGACCUCCCCGCCCUGGCCGCUCACGCCGCGCAUGUUCGCCCCCCGAGCGCUCGCCGGUCCCGUACGGGUCGCGGGGGUCGCGGAGCGACAGGAGGCGUCGCCGGCGCGCUCCGCGCGCCGCUCUUCCGUGUCGUUCCGGCACGCGGACGGCGCUCGCUCGGACCGCUCCAAUCCGUCGCGCUGGCAGUCCGUCCCGAGUCUUCCAGGCACGAGCGAAAGCGCCGACUCGUCGUGACUCUGCCGCCAGUGGUCAACUUCGGAAGCCGGUCAACUCGGGAGUGGGGGGGGGGGCUUCUGGACCGCCGCUGCGAAACGACGUCGGCAAAUGAAGCGAAGCAAGAGACACGUUUUUAAAUGUCGCGUUUGACACGCCGCAACAAAAAAACGUCGCCCACGUCUAGAUGUGUACAUAGCGCAACUACAAUGUGAAUGCCUGCACAAGGGACAGGGGGGAGUUUUUGUUGACACGAAAGCCUGUUCACUUGAAUCACGGUCAUGGAUGCAAGAAGACGAGCGGAAGGGAUUGCUUAAAAUAGAUGUUUCUUCCCCCGUGAUUGUCGUUUUGUAGCCGGUCAAAAUGGCCAUAUCAUUCGAGUAUAUGACGUAAACAUUUCUGGGUUGCUCACAAAGGUGUGGGGCCGUGUCAGAGCACUGAGCCGCUGGAUUCGAGUCCAGGGCUGCCACCCAAUAUUGACUCCACGUUACUAUCGUCAAGCUGCUUUUGACAACUGCUGAUUGGACUUAACCCACUUUAGUGUUGUUAGUCGUUAACUUUUUUCGUGCAAGUUGCAUAGAGGUGGAGUGUGCCACCAGGACGCACCAAAGAUUUUGAAAAGCACACACCAAGCCACAUAGAUGUAGAGCACGGCAGGACGGACGCGGUGUCCGUGAGAAGCGUCUCCCUUGCAACGGUCAAAUGGAGGCUUCCGCUCCGCGAUUCACGACCCCGCGCCACGUGACCGCGUUCCAACUCCGUAAACGCAGAGCAAUUUCCUCUCCGUGUCGGCCCCACUUUGAUUUGUCUCCCCAUGUGGCACGGGUGCCGAGUGAAAUGCGGAGCGGGCUGCCUUCCACAGACAGCGGGCAGCACAAACCGGCACGCUUGGGGCCACGCGAUGAUCACAGCCUGGGAUGUGCAGUGGGCGUCUCUGCUGGGCAGUGGGCGCAACAUGAGUGGCAUGGGCUCUGGUGCCAGGAAAGAAAAUAAAUCAUUAAACCAUGAGUAUGUUGGGAUUGUGGCACCAUUCUUAUAGCGCAAGGAUCACAAAGUCUGCAGGCGUAUGCUACCUCGCGGCGGGGGGGGGGGGGCAAUUUAGUUGUUUUCCACACUUUGUGAUUUAUGGGUAAAUUUUACAUUUGGCAAAAUUGGACCAUGAUGCCGACACACGUGACCUGCUCUUUUAAUGAAUGUCACGUUAUCUUUAAUGUCCACUGUGAAGCAGACGGCAUGCAGUAUACACGGGCAGUAUUAACCAGGGCGCCUGUGGGGCUCAAGUGGAAAAUGCGCUACCGCUCUGCCGUGUCCGCCGCCCUGUGAAGUGAAACCGGUAAAUCUACGCCCCCCUCCUUCUUUCGUAGCCUGGUACCAGGACCCCUGUGAGCCGUCCUGUGCAGUUGCACUUCCUACGCACUCGAGAACUGCGCCACCGCCGCUGGCAGAGGGAACACCACGGCUCGGAGUUGCCCGUCAGACAGCAGCAACCGUGAACCCAUCCUAAACCACAGAUGGGUGAAGCGGAAUCGGACAGCAAAAUGUCCAGAACCCUGAAGCCUUACCCACAUCAGUAUCAAGACUGCAAAACCGCUGCAGUCAGAGAGACUAUUUGCAAUAUUUGCAAAUAUUAAAUGUCCCAGUUGGUCAAUUUGCAAAUAUUAUAAAUUGUUAUUUUAAAAAAUAACUUCCGUGUCUCAUUCACAUUUUCAUAAUUUCUAAUUAUUUUUGUUUUAGCAGAUGCAGAUUGUUUCUUAAGCCUUUCACGGCCAGGCCUGUCGAUUCUGGGGGAGCUACCGAGGCCCUCCCGUGGCAGGUCAAGAUAUUGCACGUGACGGAAUGUAGCUUUGUGUUUGCUGGUCACACACACACACAGGUGACGCGUCUGCAGCUGCCAACUCAGUAGCAGAAUAUGUUUAAGAAUAAACAUUGCACACGGAUCAGGGUCAUGCCCCUAUUAUAAACAAUUAU